AUGGAACCUACGGAGAGAAGCGAAUAUGUCAAGAAUAACAACUUAUGUUACAACUGUCUAGUACCAGGGCAUUCAGCAUCAAAAUGUCGAGUACCUGUGUCCUGUAGAAUAUGUCACCGACGUCAUCACUCCCUUCUACAUCAACUAAAGCAGACUGAGCCUGUGGCCCCUACGAGUCCCUCACAACCACUGGCUUCAUCAUUACAUGUUGUAGAAGACAUAGAAGAAGUACAAGCAAACACAGUGAUCGCGUUACAUCUCACUACUAGACAGAAAUCAGCACUACUAGCGACUGCUGUGGUGGAAGCAAGAAGCAACCAAGGUCACAUCAUUCCACUGCGCGCGCUAAUAGACCAAGGUUCCGAAGAAUCAUUUAUAAGCGAGAAAGCGGCUCAACUGCUCAAGCUUGACCGACAACAUGUAAGGGGUAGCAUCACGGGCUUGGGUCCUAUGAGAACAGAAAUCAACCACGUCUGUGAGCUACAAAUAAAAUCACAGUGGGAUAAAACAUUUGUCCUACCGGUCAAAGCUUAUGUAAUGUCGAAACAGCUGACCAAGAAGUUACCCAAGAAGCAUAUUGUUCAACAACCAUGGCCUCAUUUACAAGGAUUACAGCUAGCAGAUCCUAAUUACAACAACUCGGGACCCAUAGAUCUCUUGCUAGGGGUCCGAGUAUAUGCUAGAAUACUGCAAGCAGAACUAGUCAAAGGUCCACCAGGUACACCAUGCGCACAAAGAACUGACCUGGGCUGGAUUCUUUUUGGAGAGAGUGAUAGCACAUCACAAGAAGAUUCUUACAUCGUCAUGCACCAUCAGGUCGAUAUAGAAGACACACUGAAAUCUCUAUGGGAAAUAGAAACAGACACUAAGAGAAAAUACACCAAGGAAGAACAAUGUGAAGAAAUCUAUGAAAUAACAGUCACUCGAAACCAAGAAGGAAGAUACAUUAUGAAGCUUCCAUUUAAGACUGAGAAUCCAAGAGUACUUGAUGGAAAUACAAAAGAGAUAGCUAAAAGGAGAUUCAUGCAAUUGGAAAGAAAGUUUAAGCGUUCGCCGAACCUGAAAACAGAAUACAUAAAGGGUAUUAAUGAUUACCUGGAUGAGGGACAUCUAGAAGAAGUACCAACUACAAGCAUGUUCGCAUGGACCGACUCUUCGAUAGUGAUCGCUUGGCUUUGUGGAGAACCCAAUAGAUGGAAACCGUUUGUAGCCAACCGCGUCGUAGAAAUUGUUGAGAACUUAAACAACAAACACUGGUAUCAUGUGCAAUCUAAAGAUAACCCUGCAGAUAUCGCUUCAAGAGGAAUGAAACUGUCCACACUUAAGAACUAUGAUCUGUGGUGGCACGGCCCGAGCUGGUUAUCUGAAAAAGAAAUAAAUAUUAGUAAACAAGAGGAUUUUACAACAGAUGAAGAAAUAAAAGUACAAAAAAUUCAAACUUACCUGAAUAUUGAGGACCUGGAAAAACAAGAAAAGACAUUGACUACACAAUUUGGAGAUUUUGAUAAAUUAACUGAACUACUUAAAAGUAUUGUCUAUUGCCGAAGAUUCCUAAACUACAAGAAAAAUCCAGAUGGCAUUGACAAAGAUAUAACUACAAUGGAAUUACAAAACGCCAUGAAUAUUUGCAUAAAAAUGGCACAGCAAGAAGAAUAUCAAGAAGAAAUAGAACGGUUGAUAUCAAAUAAACAAGUCAAAAGAAAGAGCUGCUUACGAUCCCUCGCCCCAUACGUAGAUGAAAACAAAUUCCUCAGGGUGGGCGGUCGCCUCAGAUAUGCAAAUAUAGAUGAGAACAGAAAGCAUCCAAUCAUUCUGGGAAACAAGAACUCGUUAGUACCACUAAUAAUUGCUGACGCACAUACGAGAACGCUUCAUGGCACUAUGGCUGAAAUGCUAUGCUACUUACGUUCUAAAUACUGGAUAUUACGAGCAAAGUCCUUAGUCAAGAGACACAUACAGAAAUGCCUUACUUGUGCAAAACAAAAUGCUACGUCGAAACCUCAAAUCAUGGGAGAUUUACCGGAGACGAGAGUCACUCCUUCGAGGUCAUUUCUACACAGUGGAGUAGACUUUGCAGGGCCAUACCAGAUAUUGACGUCUAAAGGCAGAGGAGGAAAAACUGUGAAAGCAUACAUUGCUAUUUUUAUUUGUAUGGCCGUCAAAGCAAUUCACAUUGAACUAGUUGGAGACCUUACUUCAGAAGCGUUCAUAGCAGCAUUCAAACGCUUCGUCGCUAGAAGAGGAAAAUGUACUCACAUGUGGAGCGACCAGGGUAGAAACUUUGUAGGUGCUAACAAAGAACUGUAG
Molecule: messenger RNA, 2307 nt
Organism: Cydia pomonella (codling moth)
Lineage: Eukaryota; Metazoa; Arthropoda; Insecta; Lepidoptera; Tortricidae
Exons: 1
Coding region: 1-2307 (768 amino acids)
Molecular function (GO): nucleic acid binding
Source: RefSeq, a predicted model, not a curated record